Macrosiphum euphorbiae (potato aphid) is the source of this 951-nucleotide messenger RNA. The record is from the annotation of a GenBank genome assembly. Lineage: Eukaryota; Metazoa; Arthropoda; Insecta; Hemiptera; Aphididae.
AUGGCCGCCGUCGGUCACGGCAUACGGAUGGCCAAACAAGAAUGCCAACAACAGUUUAGUACACAUCGGUGGAACUGUACGGGACCGUCGAAAGGCAACCCGUUCGGACACUUACAAAUUACCGCUAGUCGAGAAGCGGCUUACAUGUACGCUGUGAUCAGCGCCGGCGUGACGUACGCGCUGAUGGACGCGUGCAGCAGGGGCAACAUAUCCAUAUGCGGAUGUGACGCGCACUACCCUAGCGCCCUGGACGACGGACCAGCGGCGGCCGCUUGGAAAUGGGGUGGAUGCAGCGUGGACUUGGGCUUCGGCAUGGGGUUCGCCCGGAAGUUCCUGGACGCCCAGGAAUCGGACGCCGGCGAUUCUCGGAGUCUGAUGAACUUGCACAACAACAAGGCCGGAAGAAAGAUUGUCAAGAUGCUGUUGAACACCGACUGCAAGUGUCACGGGGUGUCAGGGAGUUGUACAAUGAAGACGUGUUGGCACAGUCUGCCGCACUUCCGGGAAGUCGGCAAAGCUCUGAUGCGAAAGUACCGAAAGGCCCGCAGCGUCCAGGCCGCGGGGGCGGUGGCUGCUGUCGGCGGUGGUAAUCCGCAAAGGGCUUCUGGCAAACGGUCGUCAAGACGACUGAGGCUCAGGCUCAGGUCGGCCAGGUCAGCGGCGGCGGGGUCGGCGGACGAGGAGGAGCCGAAGAUCACCGAGCUCGUCUACCUGGAACAGUCACCUAACUACUGCGACAGGGACUUUGGCACCGGGUCGCUGGGCACGUACGGCCGUUCCUGUAACCGGACUUCCGAUGGCACGGACGGCUGCGACCUGAUGUGUUGCGGACGAGGGUACAACACGCACCAGUUCACCAGGACCAAACAGUGUCGGUGCACAUUCUAUUGGUGCUGUUACGUCAAAUGCGACACGUGCGUGGAAAGGACCGAAGAAUACAGUUGUAAAUGA